AUGCCUUCGAACAUCCUGGGCAUCAAGGACACUGUUCCUCGCGAUGACGAGCUCAAGGCUAGAACGCCCAUCAAGUCCCCAGCACUGAAACGCAAGAAAUCCACAUGUCCACUCAGUCCUGAAGAAGCCGAGAGGAAACGGGAGCUUAAAGAAGCUCUAGAGCAGAGACGUGCCGAGAAAAAUAGCAGAAUAGUUGUCGGUAUCGAUUUCGGGACCACGUUUUCAGGUGCUGCAUAUGGCAGCACGACGAAGUCAUGGAACGACGUGGUUGUCAUUUCAAGAUGGCCAGGAGAACGAAACGACAUUCUUGAAAAGGUCCCCACUCGUUUGGCCUAUGGUAUCGAAAAUCAGUCUUCCACCGACAAGUGGGGAUAUGAUGUUGGAAGCGGCCAGAAUACAUGCCAGUGGUUCAAACUGUUACUAGACGGAGCCUUGAACAAGACCGACUUCGAUGACCCAUUGCUGGAGAGAAGCAUGGGAAGCAGUCUGAUGCACUUACCUGAGGACAAGACUGCCAUGGAAGUUGCAUCGGACUUUCUGAGCAAGCUGUAUUGCCAUGUCAUGGACUCGAUCCAACAAGUCAUUGGGAGAGUAGCGGUCGAGAAGACUGCAAUUCGCUUCGUGGUCACUACUCCAGCAACAUGGAGUCUGGCAGCGCGCCAAGCGACUCGUGAGGCAGCCGAAGACGCUGACAUUGGCAGUCGUGAUCGCGAUGACAUCGUCAUGAUUGACGAACCUGAGGCGGCAGCGAUUUACGCCAUCAAAUCAACGAUGUCUGCAUUCGACGCUAGACCUUUCCUUCCAAAUACUUGCAUCAUGGUGGUGGACAUGGGUGGCGGUACUUGCGAUCUGUCGACUUACCGCCUGGUCAGAAUUGAUCCCCUGCAAAUUGAAGAGGCCUGUGUCGGCCAAGGGGGGAAAUGUGGGGGAACCUGGAUCGACCGGAACCUGAAUAAGCUUCUUGAAGAACGAUUCGGUCGUGCAUUCAGUGAGCUUCCUCUGAGCAAGACUGGAGCAGGCAGUCGCUUCAUGGCAGCUUUCGAAAGCGUCAAAAGAAACUUCAGCAAUGAAGUCGACGCCGAAAAGGUGUUCGAGCUGCCAUUGAAGAUGCGAAAGCUCGACGAAGACGAUCCGGUCGUCGCGGCGUCCUAUGACUUUGAUGAAGAUAUGGUGAAGAUCACGGCAGCAGAUGUGGAAGACAUGUUCGAGCCAGUGGUGACAACCACGUUUGACUUGGUCGACAAGCAGCUCAGCAGGACCAAGGAAGCCAAAAUGCCUCCUGUUCGAGCAAUGGUACUUUGCGGGGGGGUGGGAUCAUCGCCCUAUGUAAGGCAUAGGUUCGAAAAGUACAUCGACGAGAAUCUCAAAAGCAAGGUCGAGCUUGUGAGCCCGCAGAGGCCGUGGUCCGCCAUAGUUAGAGGAGCAGUGAUUGCGAAUCUUGAGAAGUCACCAGUUUCCUUCCGACGCUGCUGUGAUAGCAUCGGGUUUACCGUGCAUCAACAGUUCGACCCAUCGAAACACAACCCGGCUGACCAAUUUGAAUGCCCCGAGCUCGGUUUACGAGCUAGAAAUCAGAUGUGUUGGUCGGUUCUUCGGGGCGAGAAGGUGUCGACCAACCUAAAAAAACAGGUCAAAUGCUACCUCGUCAUCCAAGACCCCGAAGUGGUGAAGGAAGAACACCUGGUAUACCAGGAUGUUUAUGCAUGCGAUAAAAAACUGGCACCACAGCGUCUUGACACUUCUGUUCGGAGAAUCGGCAGGCUCAAAUUCGACUUGACAUCACUUGUCAAAAGUGAACAGAAUCGCAUCGACAACGACACGGGCGAGUAUCCGGCCAACUUCAACUUUGACGUCUGCCUCGAGAUGACGCUGGGCUCACAGAAAGGCACUCUGGAGCUGGCAGCCAAGUCGGGAAGAAAGAGACUGGGCAGUGUCACUAUCGAGUAUGAGAGCGACGCUGCAUACAAUAAUGGCGUCAAGGUGUCAGGAAAAUAA
Messenger RNA from Capronia epimyces CBS 606.96, 1995 nucleotides. RefSeq lists its product as uncharacterized. Gene Ontology annotation, molecular function: ATP binding; ATP-dependent protein folding chaperone. The record is from RefSeq and is a predicted model, not a curated record. Lineage: Eukaryota; Fungi; Ascomycota; Eurotiomycetes; Chaetothyriales; Herpotrichiellaceae. The coding region runs from base 1 to 1995 and encodes 664 amino acids. The transcript has 10 exons.